This is a messenger RNA of Dromiciops gliroides (monito del monte), 1074 nucleotides long. It is a transcript of the gene CCR9, whose product is annotated as C-C motif chemokine receptor 9. Bases 1 to 1074 code for a protein of 357 amino acids. Gene Ontology annotation, cellular component: membrane. The transcript has 2 exons. Gene Ontology annotation, molecular function: C-C chemokine receptor activity. NCBI's taxonomy places the organism in Eukaryota, Metazoa, Chordata, Mammalia, Microbiotheria, Microbiotheriidae. The record is from RefSeq and is a predicted model, not a curated record. Gene Ontology annotation, biological process: G protein-coupled receptor signaling pathway; immune response; chemotaxis.
AUGAUGCCCACAGAAUUCCCGGAUACCUCUGACUAUAAUUCUACUAUUCUUGAUUAUGACUACAACAAUGAAAUCUGCAUGAAAUCCGGAGUCAGACAAUUGGCCAGCUCCUUCCUUCCUCCCCUCUACUGGCUCGUGUUUGUGGUGGGAGCUUUAGGGAAUAGUCUAGUCAUCAUUAUGUACUGGUAUUGUACAAGGGUGAAGACUAUGACUGAUGUGUUCCUGCUGAACCUGGCAUUUGCUGACCUCCUCUUCCUCCUCACCCUGCCCUUCUGGGCUAUUGAAGCUUCUGAUCAGUGGAAAUUUGGAACCAACAUGUGCAAGGUGGUCAAUGCCACAUACAAGAUGAACUUUUACAGCUGCAUGCUUUUCAUAAUGUGCAUCAGCAUCGACAGAUACAUUGUGAUUGCCCAGGCCAUGAAAGCCCAUCGCUGGAGGCAGAAGAGUCUUCUCUAUAGCAAAAUGGUGUGCUUUGCCAUCUGGGUGGUGGCGAUCACCCUGUGUAUCCCAGAAUACCUGUACAGCCAAAUAAAAACGAAAUCCAACAUCACCGUCUGUACAAUGUUCUACCCUGUAGAUGACCGUAGCAAGCUCAAGUCCAUCCUCUUGAUGCUAAAGGUUGUUCUGGGAUUCUUCCUCCCACUCAUUGUUAUGGCUAGCUGUUAUGCCAUCGUCAUCCACACCCUGCUGCAAGCCAAAAAGUCAUCUAAACACAAAGCCUUAAGAGUGACCAUCUCAGUCCUCACAGUCUUUGUCUUAUCUCAAUUUCCCUACAACAUCAUUCUAUUGGUGCAGACCAUAGAUGCGUACAACAUUAUCAUUUCAGACUGUGAGAUUUCCACCCAUAUUGACAUCUAUCUCCAGGUUACUCAGACCAUUGCAUUCUUCCACAGUUGCCUGAACCCAGUUCUUUAUGUUUUUGUGGGUAAAAAAUUCCGCCAGGAUCUUGUAAAAACCCUGAGGAAGCUGGGAUGCAUCAGUCAGGCCCAGUGGGUCUCCUUCACCAGAAGAGAAGGAAGCCUAAAGUUGUCAUCCAUGAUGCUAGAGACAACAUCUGGACCUCUCUCCUUCUAA